This is a messenger RNA of Aedes aegypti (yellow fever mosquito), 409 nucleotides long. RefSeq lists its product as uncharacterized. The transcript has 2 exons. The coding region runs from base 72 to 305 and encodes 77 amino acids. The record is from RefSeq and is a predicted model, not a curated record. NCBI's taxonomy places the organism in Eukaryota, Metazoa, Arthropoda, Insecta, Diptera, Culicidae.
AGAAAAUGUGAUACCAUAGACGGGAGUUUUGAAUCGAAAGUUUCGCAGUUCUCCAUAAUUUUUAUAUUAAAAUGACCGAAUCGGUGGUAGCCAAUCGGCACAAGGAUUGUCUCCCGUGUCGCAUCGUGAGCGGAACGGGGGUUCUCGGGAUGGGAGUGUACGUCUGGAUUCAGGCCAAGAAACGACCGCAAGCAGUUGGCCGGUUUGCGAUGUACGGCGUGGCGGCAGUGGCCGGUGGAAUCGGAAUCGCGCGAUUGCUUGAUGUCUACCCUUUCGGAAAAGAGAAACAACAGCCAAAGGAAUAAAUACCUUGUAUAUUAAUUAUUCUUAGAUUUGAGAGUUUGUUGAGUUUUAUUCACUUCAAAUGAAGAAAAUUAUACACUUAAAUUAAACGGAAUUCAAUCCACAA